Molecule: messenger RNA, 11927 nt
Organism: Podarcis muralis (Common wall lizard)
Lineage: Eukaryota; Metazoa; Chordata; Lepidosauria; Squamata; Lacertidae
Source: RefSeq, a predicted model, not a curated record
AACUUCGCCUCUCCUGUUGUUCUCCGACGUCCUAUCCCAGCCUGUGCAGCCUCGGGGCUGGAACGAGGAGGCGGCGGCGGCGGCGGGAGGCCGUGUGCGCGAGGCUCCUGCGAGAGCGCUCAGCCCAGCUGCUGGCAGCAAGGCAUGCGCAUUGCAGGGCGCCCUCUCACCCCGCUCAGCUAUGCCAAAUAUGUGGUGAGCAGCAGCAGCAGCGAAAGGAGAGAGAGAGAGCGGAACGCGCGAGCGAGCGAGAGAGAGGGGACCAUGGGGCGCUCCUGCCAGCCGGGCUCCGGGCUGCCGCGCUCGCCGUCUCCAUGAGGGGGACCCUUGCGCGCAGCAGCGGCGGCGGCGCCCAGCAACUAGCCCCCAGGCGGAGAGAGGCGACGACCAGCGCCAGGCAUGGCUGACCCUCUGCGCAGGACCCUCUCCAAGCUGCGGGGCAGGCGGGCGCAGCGAGGGGCGGCGGGGGAAGCCGCCGGCCACCCCAGCGGAGGCGGCGCCCUUCGAAGUCGAGCCCAGCAGAAUCUGGCGCGCCCGGGGAACCGGACGCCGUGCGCGCUCGGCAGCGGCGGGGUCUUCGCGCCCCACCUGGAGGAGCCCACGCUGAGGGAGCCGGAGUCUUGGUCCCGGCGGGGGAAGGCGGCAGCGGCGCCCGAGGAAGAAUCCCCCGGAGCCCGCCUUUGCCCGCCGAAGAACCGCGUGGAAGGGACGCGGCAGCUGCCUCCGCCGAGCCCGCCGGGGCUCCGUGCGCCCCCGCCGGCGGCCGAGCUCUGCUUCUCGUCGUCGUCGUUUUUCCCCCGCGGGGCGGACUCGGGCUCAGCGCUGGAGCGGGGCGGCGGGAGCGAGGAAGAGGACUAUUACGACAACCACAGCCUGCCCGGCUGGAGCUGCCCCAAAUUGGCGUGCCGGGCGCAGGCGAACGCCGACGGCAGCGUGGCCCUUGGCAGCGGCCACUCCAAGGCACAAGAGAGCGCGGGCCGGCUUCGCAGCCAGCUGCAGGAGGCUUAUUACCUGCUCAUCCACGCCAUGCACGACCUGCCCCCGGCUAGCCCCGUCGUCGGGGCCCGCUCCCCGCCGCCCCUUGCCCACCCGCCGCCCUCCUCCUUCUCCUCGGCUGGGAGGAGCCACGAUGCCUCAAGCUGGUCUUUCGCCUGCGGAGACGGUUCCCCGCCGUCGCGAGCGCCCGAUUCCGGCUCCCAAGGCUCCGGCAGGGCCCCCGCCUGGCGCCGGGGCAUCAGCAAGAGCUGGGAGAGCCUCCCCGCUGCCCAGCCGCCCGCCAGACCGCCGCCCUUGCGGAGGUGCAGCAGCGACGGCGCGCUCGGCCUCUCGCCCCGGGGCCACCUGCUGCAGCGGCCGGGCGCCAGGCGGGGACUAGGCUGCGGCGGCCUCGCAGUUGCCGCCGGCUGCUCCGGCCACAGCAGCAGCAGCUGCGAGCAAAGCCCCGGCAGCCGCAGCGCUUGCGAGGGACAUCCGUCGGCGCUGCCGCGGGACGACUUGGGCCGCUUGCUGGGCUCGGGGCUGUGCGCCGCCCUGGGCGAGGCGGUGGCGCUGAAGGGCGCCGCGGACCCGGCGGCGGCGGAGGGGGGCGGCGGCGGCGGCAGAAGCCACGUGCGCCCUCCGGCAGGCACCCACGGCGGCCCCUUCAAGCCUCCCGCCGUGACGGUCCGGAAGCUGCAGAAAUGGAUGUACAAAGGACGCCUCCUCUCCCUGGGCAUGAAAGGCCGCAGCGAGCCAGCGGGGGCUCCGUCGUCUUCGUCUCCCGCAAAAACAUCCAGGACCUGCGGGCCCCCUCUGGGCAGAGAAGAGGGGCCGGCAACGCCGCCUCCUGCCCCCUUGAGGGGUCAAGGUGGAAAGGGCCUAGGAUCCCCUUCAGACCAAAGAAUCUUGCUGACAGAUUUGAUUGAAACAGUGUACAUACCGUCUGUGAGCAGAAGAGAACUUAAGAACUUCAAAUCCACUGAAGUCGCUGAGUGCAGGCCUCGGAUUGCCAGCAUCACUGUGUCCAAGAAACGUAACUGGCUGCAUCAAAGUUCUCCAAGGGUGCCCAAUUUGGAAAAAGGAAACUCGUAUAAGAAAAUUUCAAGAGAAACGCACCAGAGACAGAAAUCGCCCAGCCCAUUGCUUGAGCCGAAGAUGCCUCACCUUUUCCCCAAACUUCUAGGGCAUGAAAGCCCUAAAAGAAGAAUUGGUUGCGUACGAGCUGUUGAGAAUGGGGCAAGCUCUUUGGCACGGCGAAACUGUACUUUAGAUUUUGGGGAUGAUAACGAUGCAGAUGAUGAAGGAGAAAUAUGGUACAACCCUAUCCCUGAAGACGAUGAGCCCAAUUUUCCUGACCAUUUGGACCCUCAAGCCAUUAAUUGCAAGGUGCCUUCUGGGAAUGACUUGGUUAAAGUCGUAAGGCCUAACGAAGGCCUCGCACACGUCUUAGACUGUGUCGGAAACACUCUGCCCAGGGAAAUUAAUGAAGUAGAUGGUGUACAUUCCAUGGAACAUUUGCAAGUACACAAGCAAAAGCCUACGUGCAGUAUUCAGACUGGGUUUGCAGUGGAAGAUAGUCCUACAUUGAAAGGUACUUUGGGAGGUCCUGGGAUCUUGUCUGCAAGCAAGUCCGAGAUGGGAGCGGCAGAAGGUUCUCCUCCGAGUCCUAACCCUUUGAAGAAAGGUGGUUCGAUAAACUGGUCCUUCCCUGACAAAAUAAAAUCCCCGAGAACGGUGAGGAAACUUUCCAUGAAAAUGAAAAAAUUGCCAGAGCUGAGCAGGAAGCUGAGUGUCAAGGGAAAUUCAAGCCAUAGUAGCACGGACAAUUCUUCGUUGCUUAAGAAUAACUGCCAGGUCAUAGGUCAUGGGUCGCUACCUUCUUCCGGGAAUAUCACGGCAGCAGCUAGCAGGAACGUCAUAAGCCGGUACCAUCUUGACAGCAGCGUGUCCUCUCAGCACAACUACAAAAAGAAAAGCGGUGGCAAUUCGAAAUCCUCUAGCAAAGGGGGCUACCUCAGCGACGGAGACUCUCCUGAGCUUAUAACAAAAUCAGGGAAGCACGGCCUGGAAAGCCGGGCUGGGAAAGGAGGAAAGGAAGCAUUCCCAAGCAGCAACGGUAGUAAGGCGGAAAUAGACAUUGACGCUUUCAGGCACUACAGUUUCUCCGACCAACCUAAAUGUUCCCAGUACAUAUCUGGACUCAUGAGCAUCCAUUUCUAUGGCGCGGAGGAUCUGAAACCGCCAAGGAUGGACUCCAGAGACGUCUUCUGCGCCAUUCAGGUAGAUUCGGUAAACAAAGCGAGGACUGCCUUGCUGACCUGCAGGACGACCUUUUUGGACAUGGAUCACACUUUCAACAUAGAAAUAGAGAACGCCCAGCAUUUGAAAUUGGUGGUCUUCAGCUGGGAGCCCACACCAAGGAAAAACCGGGUCUGCUGCCAUGGGACGGUGGUCCUCCCUGCUCUUUUUCGGGUGACGAAGACCCAUCAGUUGGCAGUAAAGCUGGAGCCCCGAGGUAUUAUUUAUGUCAAGCUGACCCUCCUAGAGCAGUGGGAGAAUUCUCUCAAUGGACUAGAUGGAGAAAGAGAACCGGUAAUGUUUGGAGUAGAUGCUCGGAAGGUUGUGGAGAAGGAAAACGUAGGCUUGAUGGUGCCCCUGUUGAUGAAGAAGUGCAUUAUAGAGAUUGAAAAAAGAGGCUGCCAGGUUGUAGGCCUGUACCGUUUAUGUGGCUCAGCAGCCGUCAAGAAAGAGCUUCGUGAGGCAUUUGAGAACGAUAGCAAAGCAGUUACCCUCUGUGAAACCCAGUACCCAGAUAUAAAUGUGAUAACAGGUGUUCUCAAGGACUAUUUAAGAGAGCUGCCUUCCCCCUUGAUAACCAAACAACUCUACGAAGCUGUGUUAGAUGCCAUGGUGAAAAAGCCCUUGAAAAUGACAGCGAAUGGAUGUGAUAAUAACCCUGGUGAUUCUGAGCAUACCGUGGCUCUCUUGGAUUGCCUUCCAGAAGUGGAGAAGGCUACUCUAAGGAUGCUGUUGGACCAUCUGAAAUUGGUGGCUUCGUACCAUGAAGUAAACAGAAUGACAUGCCAGAACUUAGCUGUGUGUUUUGGGCCUGUGCUACUGAGCCAGCGGCAGGAAACCACCAAUCACAACAAUAGAGUUUUCACAGAUUCGGAAGAGCUUGCCAGUGCCUUGGAUUUCAAAAAACACAUAGAGGUUUUGCAUUACCUCCUCCAGCUGUGGCCAGUGCAACAUUCAGCCGUCAAAGAAUCUGCAUUGACUGAGCAGCAGUCGUCUGUGAAUUACUUGAGACCUAAGAAGCAGCGGCCUCAGAUGUUGAACUUGAGCAGUACUGAGAUGUCAGGUAUCCUCAGGUCCAGGCCAGCCAGACUGGAUAGCCCUUCAAGCAACCGCUAUGCCGGAGACUGGAGUGGCUGUGGGGAGAGCUACUUCGUCAGCCCCAAGGAGGCCCUGAACGAAGCAGACUAUGAUGAUGUUCCUUCGGAAGAUGCCGAAAGUGGCGAUGACGGUGGCAGAGUGGAUGGCUCGGAGAAGCUCGCCGAACGGCCCCAUUGCAUGUCCAAAGAACACACUUUUCAGGCCUAUUUGACGGUGCAAGCCAUGGAUUCUGCAGGGAACCACAGAGUAAACCUCAAAGAUCUGCAGGAAAGCAUUGAUACUCUGAUAGGAAACCUGGAACGGGAACUCAAUAAAAACAAGCUCAACAUCAGUUACUGAUAAGUAAUUUCCCUCUGCAAUACCUCCUCUCUCUUUUUUUGCUGUCUCUUCCCCACCCCCCACCCCCUGUUUCUUCCCCAAAAGAGAGACGGGUGCAGUGCUGUUAUUUCCAUUGCAUCGUGCAGUGAUUUUGAUCCACCGUGGGCUUAGUGCAUUCGUAUUACACAAUCUGUUUAUUGCUUUGUUGUAAUUUUCCUCCCCCUUCCUUCUUCUCCGUUGAGGAUGGUUUCGGGUUGACCCUUCUGGGUUUAAAAUGGUACGUUACUUUUCAUGAGAUGAUUGCAGAAUUUCCAUUUCCCUUUCAAGGUACUAUGCACUUAGGAAGUUUGGACAAUUUAUGCAAGGUACGCAAGGCACCAUCUCUGUCUACGUUACAGCAGGAACAGCACUCAUUUGUUCCUGAAACUUUAGCCCUGGUACAGGAUGUUUUCCCAGAAAGGGAGAAUUAACAUUGCUGCUUACCUGAUAAUUUGCAGCGCAAACUGUAGGUAGAUCGUUUUUUUUCUACCAUAUUUUGACACCUUAUUCACUUGCAAUGCAAAGGCUGCUAUGAAAAAAAAAAGCUUUUUAUAUAUACCUAUAUAGCUAUAUAUGAAAACGUUUAAAUGUACAAAUAUUAAUGUAUUCCUGCAUUAACACUUUCCAGCAAUUAUUUAAAAGUGAAAAGAAAUUAAAUAUUUUUCUAACUUUUUUUUGGUUGUGUACAUAUUUAUAUACAUAUAUUAAAAAGCAUUGGGCUUGAUCUACUCCAUUUGGGGUACAGUGCUUGUGCAUGGGGAGUUCACCAUAGCCCUCCCUGUCCUUCCUCUCUUCCCCCCUGCUAAGCUGUUCCAGCUGAUAAGCAGGAAUGAGCCACAUUAAAUUCAGCUGCAGGUGGAAGGUUCCCCAUCCCUGCUAUAGAACAUAGCAUAGGAGAUCCUGCCUCCUUACGCAUCUACAGGCAGCAUACUUGGCCUGUCAGAAAUAGGAGGACACUGCAUUCCUCCCCUUCCUUUCCAGCCUUCCCUUUCCCUCCCCGCAAGUCAAGAAACCAGAGCCUUGCAGGGCAAGUUCUAUGAGACAUUAUGAAGAGCAAUUGCUGUGGCUGCCUGUCUCAAACCCUUUGUAAUCAUCGGUACUUCAGGAAAGGGUCGUUUUAGAUUUAAAUAUGAACACAACUUCUAAAAGGAAUGUGUGUCGCGCGAUGCCAAAAUAAAUGGCCCGCUAAGCAGCAGUGGAUAUGGGUCAGACCAGAAGGGACUUGCUGAAUACCUGCGAGGAGUUCGAAGGCCACAGAUGACAUUGAUAUCUCUCAGACGUACAAGUGCGUAACUUUCCCAGAUAAUGUGUGAUUGUCGCAUCGUGCAAUUUCCACGUUUUAAGAGUUUCUAGAGGCUUUGGCAAUGGGAACGAUUGUUUCCCAGAGUCCAAAUUUCCCACUGUGGUGGCUCACAAAUAUGCAUAUUGUUUGAAAUGCACAUUGCCCCCCAAAUACACAUCCCUGUAACCCUUUCCAAAGUUCAGUCAGAUGCAAACGAUGGACAGAGCAGUAUUUCAUGCAUGAUCAAAGGCUCUGUUAAAGGCAAAUGUUCAGAAUAAGUUAGAUGCACACACACACACGCACACACACACAAAACUCCAUGAGACUUAAAAUGGGAUGGAUUUAAAGACUGAACAUGUUUUCUGGUUCAGCCUCAAGUAGCAAACAUAAAUCAAGAGUGCAGAUCCCUAUGCUGAACCAUGUUUAUGAAGCUGUAGUCCUCGUGACUACAAAUGCAGUGAUCAGGAAUUAUGGCCUGUUUUUUGUUUUUUUUUAAAAAGGAGAGUAGUCAUAUUGAUUCAAGUGGGAUAUUUUAGAUGUUCUGAAAGCUUAGUAGAUGCUAAAAUGGCUGUAGUCCCCUCCCAAAAAAAGUCCAUCCUAUUUUUAAAGGUUGACAUGUGAACUGAGAAAGUGCCUUUUAAAAAUAAUAUAUCUAGGUCCUGAAUGCAUUUUGAAGUUCUUAGUAUUUGCUCUCAUACCAGAAAUAUUAAAUAAGUAUUAAAUGAGACCUAUCAAUUUACUGUAUAUCUUGCCAGUUGUCUUAAAUGAGUAUUAUUGACAGCUCCUCAGCCCUUCCAUUAGAAGGGUAAAUGUGACAAAACGUUUAUUAAACUUGUCCUCGGAUGUUGGCUAUCUUAGUAGUAAACCAAAGCAAUUGCAAGUCUUAUGCAAAUAUAUAAAUGAAAACUCAACUUCUGUCCACUGUCUAGCAAUAAAACCCAAGCAAUAAAAAUUAUACAACCAAUUGCCUCAUUAAAAAAGGCUGCAUUAUUAAUAAUGCAGAUGAGUAAGUUUUUAAAUGGAAAUGCUUUUAAAAAUGUAAGUCAGCAAAGGUUUCUUAAAUAGUGCUUUGGAUCUUGCAAACUCAUGACACACUGUAAGAUUUCAUUUUCUCCUGUAUUAUGUUAGCGGCCGCUCUCUUGGCCUAUGGACCUUGUGUAAAUGCUAUUUUAACUUGUUUGUUUCCCUCCUAUAUUUUGUCUGGCUACUGUUGUUGUUGUUGUUAUUAUUAUUUAUUUACAAUAGGAUGCACGAAUUUGGUGCACGAAUUUUUUGCCACGUUUUUUUCCUAAAUAUCUCCACUUUUUAUCCAGUGUCCUUUUUAUUAAUUUAUUAUCGUUAGUGUCUCAGUACACAAUACAGUCAUUGCAAUUAAAUAACAACGGUACUGUUUGGAAAUUUUAAGCUGAAGCAUUUAUUGAUAAGCUGAUGUAUUUUUUUUAAAAGUAUAUAUGUACAGGAAGUGGAUUAUUUUUAAAAAUAUAAAUGUUAAUUCUGAAUAAAAUCUGGAUUAAGAAUAAAAAUCGGUUGCAUUUUGUAAAAGGUUGCCAUCAGUGCAAUUUUUCUAGGAAAAGAGGUGCAGGAACUCACCAUGAACAACUUCCUCGUUCUCUUAGACUGACAAUGGUGCCCACCUGAGAGGUGCCGCAACAGAAUUCCAGCGAGUUCCGGCUGGAAAAAGCCCCGGUUGCCAAUAUUUGAAGAUAAGUUAGAUGUAUUUCUGAUUCCACAUAAUACCUUGAAAAUGUAUUUGCCCACACAGAAUCUGCUGUGGUUGUGAAUAUAAGUUUUCCUUCAUAUUUUUCAGGGCUAGUCGUUCAAUGUGCUCAGCAACUGAGAGGGAGAAUGAAGGCCUAAUCUCAUGCAGGAAUUUGAGUGGCGACUUCAGUGCUAUUUCUUCCCAGCCAGAGGUAGUUUAUCAGAAACAUAUUUGUUUCCAGCUCACGGGGUGAAUUGUUGCAUUGUUAUAGCACAUGUUUUGCCAUUUGCUACCAAGCCAAGUUUAAUGUUUUGCUGUUAUGGAAUGAGUUCAGCUGAAGAUAUGUCUCCUAUAAUAGACCUGCCUGUUCACUGAAGUUCACAGUGUGAAAGUGCUCCUAAUGUUAUGGCCUUCUCCUCUGUUGCCAUCUUGGUCCUCUGGGAUACCCUCCUAGAGAUGGAGUACAGUAUUGUCUCCUUCCAAACAUCUUCCCAGAGGCAACUUACCAUUUCUACCUUUGAAAAUUCAUUGCCUGUCUGAUCUGCUUGCUUCUGAUCUUCUGCAUUUGUGUUGUUCCGCUGACUAGUUUUAGAUAAAUGAGAACUUCAACAUUGGAAAACUCUUUAGUUUUGUACAUCAGAAUAAGUAGCAAAACCUUGUUUCGUAGUUUUGGGUCUGUGGUGUCUCAUUCACACAGGAAAGCCACUGAUGUUGCAGUUGUCUAGCAAUGAACAUGGAUGUACAAACGAAGCCUUCAUGUCUCAGUGGAUAGAUGAUUGGAAUUGGGCCAGAGAGAGAGCCUAGCUCAAUAAUGGGCUUUGCGUUUUACAUGCUUGCCCUUUGCAUAAUGAGAAUGGAAGUAGCCUACUUUGUUGCGUUGUGAAAAUCACAAUGCCCUUUUAGCACACGUAGACAUGCUAUCAGAAUGUUCAGCUUUCCAACAGCUUUUGAACAUACAAAUUCCCAACAGAAAAUGAGUAAAAUUCUAGUCUAUCCACAUUGUAUCUCAAGCCAGAACAUCAUGUUGUUGAGUAAUUUGAUCAAUUUCCCAGAGGCCUAAUGAGCUACAAGCACACAAGGACUCUAUUGUCAUCGUCAUCGUCCCCCCACCUCCCUGCUGCAACAUAUCUGUUAGAGGGGGAAUAAUCACACAAAUUAGGCCAUUGUGCAUAUGACUGUAUGUGCAAAUUCUUCUCAUCCAGACCAUUUCCAAGGGUGCCCCCCGAACUUCUGUGCCCACCUGCCAUUCACUUUCACUUUCCCACUGGGCCUAACCUGUACAACUGCCUAUAAGCAGGGGUGCAGAACCUGUGGUCUUCCAGAUGUUGCUGGACUCCAGCUCCCACCAUCCCUGCUGAUGAAGCUAGCUGUGGAUGAUGGGAAUUGUAGUCUUGACAACAUCUAGGCUGCCACAGGUUCCUCACCACUGGCCUAAAGGGAGAGUUCAAGGCAACUCACCUUUGUUGUUGCUACCAUGCUCAGGGCAAGCAUGGAAGGGGGAUAGCUCUAGGGAUUGGAAACGGACCCUCUUCAGGAGAGCAAGGCUUGGCAGAUGCCCAAAUGGCUGCUCUUUGCCUUGCAUGACAGGAAGUUCAUGGUUGUUCUACCAUCCAUAGAACAGGCUGUGGAACUCAGUAAUGUAUGAGCAGUGUCUGAAUUUAAUUUUGCUAGCAAAUUUCAAUAUUUCAUGUCGUCUUGGCAUUUUGGCCAGUAGUUUUUGUUAUAUUACAAAUAAACAAAGAACUUUAGUUUUAAGAAAGCCUAAUAUUAAGUCCACCACGUUAGAGGUAUUUAUAUAUUUAUAUCUGUCUUCUUUGUAGCAAUUGUUUGUGGCCAUUUGGGAGAGAUUCACCUUUUCCAUACACAUUAUUUUAGAACUGAAAGAAAGCUGUGCUUGUUUCAACAAGCACAAAUGAUAAAAAAUUUGUGUGAAAACUUGUGUCUCCCAAAUGGGAAUCCAUCAUCUGUCAGGAAACAAUUUAAUGAUGCAUUUGUUAAAUUGAAAUGCAAUCUGAGAGCCUGUAUUAAAUAGCUUCAAAUCUGUUUUAAAUUAAUGGCUUCAGCACAUCCCUGCUUAGAGGUAGAUUGUGUGCCUGCAUGAUUUACAAAUUAGAUGUGUGGAAAUUAAGAACUGUGAUGAUGACCCACUUGGUGGUUUUUGCUCACUUUAUUAGAACCUUCUGUGACAUGCAUGUAAAUGUUUCCUGCUCUUAUUAAGAACAGAGGAAUGCUUGGAUUCUACCCUGGUUAAUACAGCUUACAUUUUACCAGCAUAAAUACAUUGCUGACUGGUAGUGCAGUCCCCCACCCACCCCCAAUCUGUAGCUGAUUAAGUGUGUGAAUGCAAAAGAGCCCCAAACCUGCACCUAAAUGUCAGCUUUCUGCCGAUUGUUCAAGCCACCUAAACUGGUGAUAUAUGUUUGUGUAAGCUGUUCCUUGUUAUAUUAUGUAACAGUUUAUAUAAUAGGAUCCACUCUAUGUACAUAUUGCAAUCAGGCAUAGUCACCCCCCCCCAUAAAGAAUAGGAUUAGGAUUCAGAUUGCAGACAAACAACAAUAAAUGCAAGGAUUACAGCUUGCUUGCUUUAGGAAAGAAGAUGAACAUCUUCUUCUAACAGACGAGUCUAGGAUUUUCAGUUUUUCAAGAGAAGAUUCAAGGUCAGCCAAUAGUGGAUAUCUUGGUGAACCUAUAUCGUUUACCUGCCUUCCAUCCGGCUGAUUUACUACUGCAGCAGGCAGGCAUGGAGUGCGGAAGGGGGUGGGGGUCAGCAUGGUGCAAACAGGCCAGCAGAGCUAAUCUGUGUUUGGCAUCUUCAGCAGGUUUGUCUGGGUUUAUGCAACAGUGCAAAUGAAUGGUUCAUGUGAUCAUUCUUAAAGUUGCAGUUUAAGGAGUGCAUGUGCUUUUUAUUAACUUUUUAAAAAUGCUCUUUUUUUGGUGUGGAAGCCUUUUGCAGUGCAAUAAUUUCAACAAGAGUGAAGUUUUUGUUUGCAGGCAUUUUUGUUCUUCAGUUCUUAAGGGCAGCCACCCCAUAUUCCUUACUCGUGAAUAAAGAGAGGUGCAUUUGACAGAGACUACUGAACUGUGGCCUCUUGUUACCUGCCUCCAUCUGUCUCUGUCCACCUUUCAUAUUUGAAUGCUGACAGAUGGAACAUUGUCAAGUACAAGUUUAUUGAUCUAACCCUGCCUCCACCAUAUGGUUCAGAUGGAGGCCCCGAGUUUGUUCACCUAGGCUGAACCUUCCAGCUCAUUUUUGGGGGGGCCUUGGUAGCUUAUUUUGCAAAAUACACUCAAGGAAACUAGUGUUUGGUGAGCCAGCCAGUCCCCUCCUCACUGCCCUGGUGUGGGGGGCGGUGGAGGGCAGGCGGCGGAGAUAGCUACAUUGGUAUGCUAAAAAUAGCUGGUAACUUCUCGUAUAAAAAUAGAUCCUCUGGAUUUUUGCAGCACAAAUCUCUAAAUCUGAUAAGCUUGGGACACAUCUGGUUGUUCAAGGCCACUAAUGUUUUAGGGGGGCUAGUCUAGUACACAGAAUGCAUGUGUGAUAUUUGAAGCACGUUUCUCACAAUAUAUAUAUAAUUGUGGCUUUACCCAAAUACUUCAGGGUUUACUGAAAAGGUAGUGGCAGGGAUCCACCUUUGCUGUUCUUUAGCCUGCCUGCGUAAGAGAAAGAUUAGCAUCUACUACGGCCAUCUUCAGAUAUCUAAAGGGCUUUCACAUGGAAGGUGGAGCAAGCUUGUCUUCUCCUGCUCCGGAAGUUUGUGCAUCCUGACGUUCCUAUGUUGAGAAUGUGUAUUGGACAGAAGAACUAUGUAAAUAAACAAGCUGAUGGCACAGUGACUGCAGUUCUCUUGACCGCUGGCCACCUAGUGCUCUCUGCAAGGAAGGAGGGGCCAGAACUCAGUUCCGGCACCUCAAGUAAGCACCAUCGCCACUGUGAGAGAACAAGGGAGGUGUUAAUGAAAACUCCAGGUGUUUGACUUCUCGCUCAAAGUAAUGAAGGACACUAGAACGCUGAUAUUCCAAGGUCCCAAAUGUCAAUAUUUCCAUCUUCUCUCCCAAUGAAGAAAACACCUGGCCUUGAUAAGGACCACUGCCCAACAGUGUAUCUCUUUGCUGUGCAACUUGACUCAAGGAGGGGACCGCUCUUCAUUAAAAAAGCAAAGGCCAAAAGGAAAAUAGUUGCAUGAAACAAAUACCAGAUUAAAAUUGUUCACCUAA